CCCCACUCCCUUCCCCUUGGUGGGGAGAGAGCCCAGGAGUCCCGCUCUCCUCUCUAGCCACUAGCUCCCACUCCCUUCCCCUCAGCGGGGAGAGAACCCAGGAGUCCUGGCUCCCAGCCCCCCAACUCCCUAGACCCCACUGCCCUCCCAGAGCCAGGCUAAAAUCCAGGCGUCUGAGCCCCCUCUAGCCCACUAGAGCCCCUGCCCCCCUGGCAGGGGCAGAGCAAGAACCCAGAAGUCCUGGCUGCAUUUUUGGACUUCCCAGACUGUCCGUCUUCCAGCCCCUGUGCUGGGCCGGGCCGCUGCCCCUCUGCCAGGGGAAACGUUGCUGCGCCAGUGUGACCCGUCUCUUCUCUUCGGAGAGCACUUGGCGGCUGAGCAGAGCAGCGAGUGGCCGAGGGGUGCCCCAGCUGUGGUCUCUGCCCGCCCCCACGCACGCACAUCACGUCCGCACCGCGCCCCACGCCCACCAUGGAGCUGCAGAAACUCGGGGAGCAGGAGGGGCUGAACGGGUCUGUCCCGGAGGGUGAAAAAGCCAGCAGCCUGGAGGACGGGGACCCCACGGCGGAGGCGGCCGAGCAGGAGGGUUUCCUGCCCCACGCCACCGGCAAGAAGCUGAGCCAGUUCACCGACUUCGAGGGGAAGACGUCGUUCGGGAUGUCGGUCUUCAACCUCAGCAACGCCAUCAUGGGCAGCGGCAUCCUGGGCCUGGCCUCUUUCGAGGGGAAGACGUCGUUCGGGAUGUCGGUCUUCAACCUCAGCAACGCCAUCAUGGGCAGCGGCAUCCUGGGCCUGGCCUACGCCAUGAGCAACACGGGCAUCGCGCUCUUCGUGUGA
Molecule: messenger RNA, 837 nt
Organism: Pelodiscus sinensis (Chinese soft-shelled turtle)
Lineage: Eukaryota; Metazoa; Chordata; Testudines; Trionychidae
Source: RefSeq, a predicted model, not a curated record